CUCAUCGCACAGUCUUUCUACUACUACUAAGUACUAACAUUAGCCUUCUUGGAGAUCCGCAAGGUCUCUCGGAAAUGUAAAUCUCCACGUGUCCAUCAAUGUAAAGUCCAUACUCUACGCAACCGUUCACGUGGCACGCGUACGACAAAUAAAUAAGCACCAUCAUCCAACCGGCCCGUUUCCGAUCUCGUCUCUCUGCCCCAUCACCAUCAAAAAAAUGAACAACUCUUGUGCUAUACUAAUCUCACUCUCUUUUAACGAGACCUUUUAAUUUCACUCUCUUUAUUCCAAAAGCCAAAAGAAAACGAAUCGGUAAGAUGCUUCGCUCACCACCUCCACUUCUUCACUGCGAUUCUUCCAUUUCUGCUGCUCAAAUAAAACCUCUCAAUGCAUCACCAUUUCCAUUUAACAACGAUACUAGUACUAACAUGGGUUUGUUGUAGAUUGAAGUUUACUAAACAGAGCUCCAGUAGCAGUAUCUUUCGAACUUUCAACCAGACACGACGUCGUAUUAGACAUACCAGACCUGGCCUUGUUUAUGCUCGUGGCAGUGCUCAAGAGCGUGUGCUUCAAGAAGAGGAAGUGGCUCAGAUAACAGAAACGACGCCGUCUUUUAAGCUAUUUCCAGGCCAGGCAUUCCCGUUGGGAGUGUCUUUAGUUGAUAAUGGAAUCAACUUUGCUAUAUUUUCACAGCAUGCUACUUCUGUCACUCUUUGCCUAUCACUUCCGCAGAGGGGAGGGAGAGCUAGUUUGGAUGGUGAAUUGAUUGAGAUGGAUUUGGAUCCUCGCACGAACAAGACAGGAGACAUUUGGCAUGUUUGUGUUGAGGAUUUGCCUCGCAGCAAUGUGCUUUACGGUUAUCGGAUGGAUGGUCCAAAAACUUGGGAUCAAGGGCAUCGAUUUGACAAGAAUAUUGUGCUGUUAGAUCCUUAUGCCAAGCUAGUUGAAGGUCGCCGACAUUUUGGAGAUGCUAGCCAUAAGAUGUGUAAAUUUCUCGGAACAUAUGAUUUUGAUAGUUUACAUUUUGACUGGGGAGAUAAUUACAAGCUUCCAAACAUAUCAGAGAAUGAUCUUGUUAUAUAUGAAAUGAAUGUCCGUGCAUUUACAGCUGAUAAUUCAAGCGGUUUGGAGCCGAAAAUACGUGGGAGUUAUCUUGGCGUAAUUGAGCAGAUCCCACACCUUCUAGAGCUUGGUGUUAAUGCAGUGGAGUUGUUGCCUGUGUUUGAAUUUGAUGAAUUUGAGUUUCAGAGGCGCCCAAACCCUAGAGAUCAUAUGAUAAAUACAUGGGGGUACUCGACCAUAAAUUUCUUUGCUCCUAUGAGUCGUUAUGCUAGCGAUGGUGGAGGACCAUGUAAUGCAUCUCGAGAGUUUAAGGAAAUGGUUAAAGCCUUACAUGGUGCUGGCAUUGAGGUUAUUCUGGAUGUUGUCUACAAUCAUACCAAUGAGGCUGGAGACAAAUACUCGUAUACCACUUCCUUCCGUGGGAUAGACAAUAAGGUAUAUUACUUGUUGGACCUAAACAACAAUGACCACUUUCUGAAUUUUUCUGGAUGUGGAAACACAUUGAACUGUAACCAUCCUGUGGUGAUGGAACUCAUUCUGGAAAGCCUAAGACACUGGGUCAAAGAAUAUCAUGUGGAUGGAUUUCGAUUUGACCUUGCAAGUGUACUUUGUCGAGGAACUGACGGCUCUCCUCUUGAUACUCCUCCAAUUAUUAGGGCAAUUGUCAAAGACGCUAUUCUAUCAAGAUGUAAAAUUAUUGCGGAGCCUUGGGAUUGUGGAGGCCUUUAUCUGGUUGGAAAAUUUCCUAACUGGGAUAGGUGGGCUGAAUGGAAUGGAAAGUACCGUGAUGACAUUAGAAGAUAUAUCAAGGGUGAUUCUGGUAUGAAAGGGAGUUUUGCAACUCGUGUUGCUGGAUCUGCUGACCUUUACAGUGUGAAUAAGCGCAAGCCUUACCAUAGCAUUAAUUUUGUAAUAGCACAUGAUGGAUUCACAUUACGUGAUCUUGUUUCAUACAAUUUUAAGCAUAAUGAGGCUAAUGGAGAGGGUGGAAAUGAUGGAUGCAAUGACAAUUUUAGCUGGAAUUGUGGCUUUGAAGGAGAGACUGAUGAUCCUAAUGUAAAAGCUUUACGUUCCCGCCAAAUGAAAAAUCUCCAUUUGGCACUAAUGAUAUCUCAGGGGACACCAAUGAUGCUAAUGGGGGAUGAGUAUGGGCAUACUCGGUACGGAAAUAACAACAGCUAUGGACAUGACACUUCCAUUAACAAUUUCCAGUGGGGACUUUUGGACGCACAAAGGAGCGGUCACUUCAGGUUUUUCUCUGAGGUCAUAAACUUUCGGAAAAUGCAUCAAUUAUUUCGCCAUGACAAUUUUCUCAACAAAAAUGAUGUCACGUGGCAUGAGGAUAAUUGGGACAAUAGUGAAAGCAAAUUUCUUGCAUUCACGCUUCAUGAGAGCAAUGGAGCAGAUAUCUAUUUGGCAUUUAAUGCUCACAACUACUUUGUUAAAGCUGCAAUACCCCCAGCACCAUCAAAGAGGAGUUGGUUUCGUGUGGCGGACACCAAUCUCGAGUCACCAAACGACUUCGUCCCUGAAGGUGUCCCGGGCAUUGGGAGUGUCUAUAACGUAGCUCCGUAUUCUUCAAUUCUUCUAGAAGCUAAACUGGCAUGACGGCAAGCUGUUGACAAAUGAAUAUCUUGAAGAACUUACUCUUAGCAUCCGAUUAUUGAGUUGGCAGAAAGAUCUUGCUUUCAUGCUUCUAGAACAUUGGCUUCAUAUCUGAAGUGACCCAUACUCCACUCUUAGCGACUGGAUCCAAUCAAGAUAGUAAGUAUCACCAUUGACACCUUUUGGUGUAUACUUGCUUUGCUGUUACACCAAUCUACCAAUGACUUCAAAUCAUGCCACGGUUAUAAAUUGUAGAUGCCGUAUCACAAUCUGUACAUAUACUGUGCAAGGCGGGAAUUGCAAGUAUAUAAUAACAAUGUCAAUAUUGUGGUAAAUAUUACAAACUUAAUAAUUAAAAUGAUGCUGUGAUUUUUACUUCGUACUUGUAUGUCACUUUGACCUACACAUACCUGGCAGCUCAGCCAGAAAUCACUACGGUCAUUCCUCGUUCUCUGCCCAAGCAAGCCAUCUUGGUAUUUGUACGUUGGAGAAUAAAAUUUAUUUAUAAAUGCAUAUACUUUUGUUUGUUAA
Mercurialis annua (annual mercury) is the source of this 3198-nucleotide messenger RNA. Its product is annotated as isoamylase 3, chloroplastic. Gene Ontology annotation, molecular function: hydrolase activity, hydrolyzing O-glycosyl compounds. Gene Ontology annotation, biological process: carbohydrate metabolic process. The transcript has 24 exons. NCBI's taxonomy places the organism in Eukaryota, Viridiplantae, Streptophyta, Magnoliopsida, Malpighiales, Euphorbiaceae. Bases 388 to 2670 code for a protein of 760 amino acids. The record is from RefSeq and is a predicted model, not a curated record.